AUGGCGUCACGAACAAGAGCAGACAAGAGCAGAGGAUGCCCUUUUAAUGGGUUAAACAAAACAGAAGGAAUUCAGGUGAUGGAAAAUAAAAUAACAAUAGGUACAACUUACCCCAAUGGUGUAGGCGCACAAAGGCCCAUCUUUAAUACCCUCACUGUACCGAAUGGAGGACCAUGGGGUGAAUGGGGGAUAAAGGAAUUAUGCCCCCAUGGCUACGCCUAUGGAUUUGCAUUGAAGGUGGAGCCUUCCCAAGGUGCUGGAGUAAAACGCGAUGACACGGCUUUGAAUGGCAUUCGUCUGUAUUGCACUGAUGGCUCCAUCAUUGAGUCCACAGUGGGACCGUGGGGCAGCUGGACUGGGAUCCAUUGGUGCCCCAAAAGCAACCUGAUCUCCUUCUCACUGAGGGUGGAACCGUCCCAAGGAAUAGGUGAUGACACGGCAGCCAACAACAUCCAGUUCAUAUGCUCAGACGGGACUGGACUGAUGGGCACCUCCCACUCCUGGGGUUAUUUUGGCCCAUGGAGUCAUCGCUGUGUCCUUGGGGCCAUUUGCGGGAUCCAGACAAAAGUGGAAGCACACCAGGGUGAAGGGGAUGACACGGCACUCAAUGAUGUGAAGUUCUUCUGCUGCAAAUAAGCAAGCACUUGUCCCUUUCCAUCCCCCAACACCAGCACCUGCCCAUUAAACACCAUUAAAGUUUAGC
Molecule: messenger RNA, 703 nt
Organism: Pelodiscus sinensis (Chinese soft-shelled turtle)
Lineage: Eukaryota; Metazoa; Chordata; Testudines; Trionychidae
Source: RefSeq, a predicted model, not a curated record